AUGUGUACCUCUUCGUAUUGCGGGAUAAGUGCUGGACAAGAGAGAGCCUGGAGAGGCAGCUGCAAGAUGAGAUGCAGCGGGCAAGGUAGACGGGACCUCGAGCCUAGAGAUAGAAAAGAGGCUGCCGCUAGCCAGAGAAGCUACCUUGAUUCGAACCGGCUAUGCGCUCCCUGCGAUUGGUAG
Messenger RNA from Colletotrichum paranaense, 183 nucleotides. RefSeq lists its product as uncharacterized. The transcript has a single exon. Lineage: Eukaryota; Fungi; Ascomycota; Sordariomycetes; Glomerellales; Glomerellaceae. The record is from RefSeq and is a predicted model, not a curated record. The coding region runs from base 1 to 183 and encodes 60 amino acids.